This is a messenger RNA of Phytophthora infestans T30-4, 1360 nucleotides long. Its product is annotated as protein phosphatase 2C, putative. Gene Ontology annotation, biological process: protein dephosphorylation. Lineage: Eukaryota; Oomycota; Peronosporomycetes; Peronosporales; Peronosporaceae. The record is from RefSeq and is a predicted model, not a curated record. The transcript is spliced from 3 exons. Bases 4 to 1269 code for a protein of 421 amino acids. Gene Ontology annotation, molecular function: protein serine/threonine phosphatase activity.
GAAAUGCGGCUUUUUGCAGCACGGAACCUGGCCCGCUUGGCACGAGGACAAAGCCACAAGUUCCAUGGCCCCACGCUGCGUCACGCGCUACUUCUAAGUGGCCUGGGACUGUCCAUGCUAGCCCUCGCACGUGGAGAGAUGGCGGACGUGCACUCUGCGCACAUGGAAGCGCAGUGUGACGCUCGCUACGCCCCGCCCGAGGUGGAGGGGGCCUUCUCUGUGCCUCUGGAGCGCGAGGAGUUCGCACCCAUCACCAAAUCCCGCGCUACACGAGUCAGCAGCGCAUCGUAUAAGGCAAAUUUCCCCAUCGAGGACAAGUACGCAGUGGCGACGACAGACGCGGGCGACGUGUUCGCAACCGUGCUGGAUGGCCAUGGUGGCUGGCAGGUGUCUGAAUAUGCUCGCAAGACGCUGAUUGGCAACGUGCAGAAGGAGCUGGCUUAUCUGUACAAGCCGGGGACGUCUGAGCCGGCUCAAGGUGACGAGGAGGCGGUCUCGGACAACCGCGUAGCUGCUGCUAUUCAACGUGCAUUUGGUCGCACAGACCGCGACCUUAUGGCAGAGGUGGCAUCGGCCUUCAAGCUGGGUUUCGGAGCUGUUGCACGUUGCGGAUCGUGCGCAUGUCUGGCGUACGUGCACGAAGGCACCGUGCACGUUGCCAAUGCUGGUGACAUCCGUGCAGUACUGGGUAAGCUCGGAAAGGAGCCCAACACGGUAGUAGCUGAGCCACUCAGUAAAGACCAGAACGCUAUGGUGAAAAUCGAGCAGGAGAAGCUCAUUAAGGAGCAUCCGGGUGAAGCCAACGCUUUCACGUGCCGCCACCCGGACUCGUGCUACGUGAAGGGCGCACUGCAGCCUACCCGCGCAUUCGGUGACUUUGCCCUGAAGCAUCCGGAGUUCAACGGGCCGCCCUACAAGAACGGGGACCGCUCUGCUGGUCGCCACUUUUCGGCACCGUACACGCCACCAUACAUCACGGCUAUCCCGGAGGUUACGUCGCACAAGCUCUCGGAGGGAGACAAGUUCCUUAUCAUCGGAUCGGAUGGUCUAUGGGACUAUCUCAGUAACGAAGAGGCCGUCGAAAUCGUGAACGGUCAGGCGUCGUGUGGGAAUCACGAUCUGGCUGGACGUGCGCUGGUUGAACGUGUGCUUCAGAAGGCGGCGAAGCGAUACGGAAUGACGUACCAGGAGCUGUUGAGUCUGCCACCGGGAAGUCACCGCCGUCGUCGUCACGAUGACACGACCGUGGUUGUGCUGUUCUUCGACUAGAGUGAAUUCAGGCGCCUGAAUAGCCUUGACGACCAAGAAGGAUUGUACAACUUGCAACCUUUAAACCAUUAAAGGCACGAUUCAAUCAAAA